AUGGCUGAAGCAGAGUCUCCGUGCACCCCUCCCAAGAAGGGGUCAAAGGCCAAUAGGGUUUGGGUGGAAAUCUCAGGAUUAUGGAAUUCCUGGGAGGAGGACCCCAUCAUCCGGAAGGCUGCUCGCAAACGGAAGUCCCUCUUGUGCUGGCCCGAUCCCUCAAAGACCGGCUUCAUCAACAAGGCUAGUUUGAAAGCCAACUGGAGAGUGAUUCUGAACCUUGUGCGACUCUACUGUCCUUUGGCUCCUUCAAACAAGACUGCUCCUGUUGGGGCUAUCAAGAAGGAGGUGGCCAAAUUCUUUGAGGAGAUCAGCCUCACGCCCAGAGUUGGGUUGGUUCAUUGCGAGUCCCACAGCCUCCGAAUGUUCCUCAGUUAUAUCAACCGCCGAAACGAUGGAUCUAAGAAGAAGGAUUCCUGCAUUGCUCAGAUUUUCGAAGAAGUUCAGAAGCACUGGGCCCCAAAGAUCCGCUCACGUGGGGCCCUAGUCGAGGCUGAUGAUGAAGUUGAAGGGGAUGAACAGGAUGAUGAUGGGUGUGAACAGGACCAGCUCACGGAGCCGGACGAAGACGAGGACAGCCAGGACUUGGUGGAUCCUUAUCUUGCUUCGGCCAUGGGGCUGGAGGCCGGCUCACCCCAGCCUUGUUCGGCCUACGUAGGCACGAUUCCUUAUGAGGUGAAUGAUGAGAAUGGUAAGCCUGCCCCAUCCGAACCCUCAACUGCCCUCGCGAACAUUGACGAUGCUUGCGAUGCUGACCUUGUGCGAAGUCUUGCUGAGAUCGAGCAUCUCGCUGGCAGUCGUUUCAAUAGACUUCGUGGAUACAGCAGAUAA
Molecule: messenger RNA, 831 nt
Organism: Symbiodinium sp. CCMP2456
Lineage: Eukaryota; Dinophyceae; Suessiales; Symbiodiniaceae
Source: the annotation of a GenBank genome assembly